Messenger RNA from Penicillium daleae, 1335 nucleotides. Its product is annotated as FAD-dependent oxidoreductase. Lineage: Eukaryota; Fungi; Ascomycota; Eurotiomycetes; Eurotiales; Aspergillaceae. The coding region runs from base 1 to 1335 and encodes 444 amino acids. Gene Ontology annotation, molecular function: FAD binding. The record is from RefSeq and is a predicted model, not a curated record. The transcript has 3 exons.
AUGGACCGCGAUGAAUACAGCUCGAAGCCAGCGCCAAUCGCUAUUGUCGGCGGCGGUCCUUGUGGACUUACAUUUGCGCGCCUUUUGGAAUGCGCUGAUAUCGACUACGUCGUUUUUGAGCGUGAUGCAUCUUCAGUGCCAGAGCCGGGCUUCCAGGGUGGCACUUUAGAUAUCCACGGUCCGACAGGCCAGGAAGCAUUACGACGCGCUGGUCUACAUGACCAUUUCGAGAAACUGGCACGACGUGAUGCGACAAGUAUGGUUGUCCAGAACUACAAGGGUGAUUAUUGCGUGAAAUUUGGCGAAAAGCGCGAUGCUCCUGAGAUCGACCGUCUCCAGCUCCGGCAGAUACUAUUGGAUUCCCUACCAUCUCAUCGAAUUCGUUGGGGCAAGGCCCUGAGAGCCAUUGAGCGCGACACACACCACGAGCAGAAGGGUGCCAAAGAUAUCAAGCUGCAUUUUACAGAUGGCUCGACAGAGACUGGAUUCCGGCUCAUUGUGGGUGCCGAUGGCGCUUGGAGUAAAGUGCGGCAACUUAUCACACCUGCAAACCCUGAGUAUUCAGGAAUUAUGUUCAUCGAGGGCCGACUAUCACUCGACAACCCACGGUAUCAUGCUGCGAGCGAGAUGAUAGGAACCGGAAACUCACUCACCACGAGUGCUAACGCUAUCCUGUGCGUACAGCAAAUGUCCGAUCGUUCCUACCGUGUCUAUAUGGGCAUCAAGGGACCACAAGACCUGACUCGAUCCGGUGGCGAGCUCGACGUGACCAACAUCGACAAGACCCGUGCGGCGCUGCUUGCACCUACUGGAUUCUAUGGUGACUGGGCAGAACAUCUCCGCGACUUUGUUGCCCAUGCUGAGGGUCCCUGGCGCGUUUGGCCCUGGUGCAGACUCAAGCCAGAAGUUCUCCUUCCAAAGGCCGAUGAUGCUGGCUACGAUGAGACCCAGAGUCAGGAUUCCUGGAAACGCUCUCCGGGCGUUGCCCUGCUUGGAGAUGCGGCGCACGCGGCCUCACCUAACGGCGAGGGUGUCAAUCAAGCAAUGUAUGACGCGUUGCGAUUGUUCGAAAGCAUCUCUGCUGAGAUAAGCGACAACCAGGAUGUGGACUUCGAUGAAACAACUGAUGCGGAAGCGCUAGAGCGAGCUAUCGCUACCUAUGAGGCUGAGAUGCUCCGUCGUGGACGUGACCAUAUCGAGGACGGCAUGAAUGUGGAGAAGAUGUUCUUUGGCGAGAAAGCGGCCGAGAAUCUCAUUGAGAAUUUCACGCAAGUGAAGCCGGAGGGAAGCAAGCCGCCGAUGGGGCCUGGAUCUAUUAUUGCCUCAGAAAAUUAG